UGUUCCCAUUGGCUGACAGAGCAGAGCCGCUCAGUCCUCAGUGAGUCAGGGCGUCUCCGCUAAUCGGACAAACUACACUCACACCUGACAAACUACACCUUCACCUGACAAACUACACCCUCACCUGACGGUCCCCUCUCUCUACGUGACGGGAUUUUAUUUGGACGUAAAGCGACGCUGUGUUUUCGCUGCGGUGGACGGUGUCACCAGCAGAUACUCUCAGGUUCUGACCAAGACAGGUAGACAGGUGGAGGCUCACCUGGCCGCGGGUCCUCAUGGGGAACAGCGCGCUCAAGUCUCACCUGGAGACCUCCCAGAAGACCGGGGUGUUUCAGCUGACAGGGAAAGGACUGCAGGAGUUUCCUGAGGAGCUGCAGAGACUCACCUCCAACCUGAGGACCGUGGAUCUGUCAGGGAACAAGAUCGAGCUUCUUCCCGCCGCCAUCGGAAACUUCCUGCAGCUCAAGAGUUUGACGCUCAACUCCAACAGGCUCACCUCUCUUCCUCCUGACAUCGGGAAGCUGAAGAAGCUGGAGACUCUGAGUCUGAACCUGAACCGGAUCCAGCAGCUGCCCCCGGCCCUCGGUCAGCUCAAAUCCCUGCGGACCCUCAGCCUGGCCGGGAACCAGAUCUCAGAGUUCCCCCCUGGACUGGCGACCCUGAGGCAGCUGGACCUGCUGGACCUGUCCCGAAACAAGAUCCAGAAUGUCCCUGCGGAGGUGUCUGAGCUGCAGGCCAUCGAGAUCAACCUCAACCAGAACCAGAUCUCGGUCCUGGCGGUGGAGGUCUCUCGGUGUCCCCGUCUGAAGGUCCUCCGUCUGGAGGAGAACUGUCUGGAGCUGUCCUCCAUCCCUCUGUCCAUCCUGACUGACUCCCAGGUGUCUCUGUUCUCUGUGGAGGGAAACCUGUUCGAGGUCAAGAGGCUGCGAGACCUGGAUGGAUACGACAAGUACAUGGAGCGUUUCACAGCCACUAAGAAGAAGUUCACCUGAAGACGUCUCUGACGAGUCUGAACCUCAAAGCACCACCUGGAGGCGGGGUCAACCAAGACUCCACCCACCACCGCCGCUUCUUCUUCUUCUGCUAAAAACCAGAUGUCACCCCCUCCCGCAGCACCCACAGAGACCUGGUGCAGGUCUGAGGACAUUUAACCCAACAGGAGACGACACAGACUGAACCACAGCCAAUACCAUCAAUACUCACCGAUCAACCUGAUCAAUACUCCGCUCAUUAAACACGGGUUUCUUCAUGGUCAGUGACGGGAAACUGGAUCUGGUUCUGGGGGAUCGAUUGGACUAAUUAUUAACUGAUCACUAAUCAAUAAAGAAAUUAAUCUGAAACGUUAAAACAGAGUUUGAACAGUUUAAACCACAGAUCAGUUUUUCUUCUCUGACCUCUGACCUUUGUCCUUUGACUGUUUGUAUGUGAAGGUCCCGUCAGGGUUCAGGUCUGAAGGAGUCGGUUCAGACAAAACGGAGUCUCAUUAAAACCAGGUCUAAACAUCACAUCCUGUUUCUCUGUCACUGAGUCUGAUCCAAGAUCAGUUUGUUCAGCUGUGGACCUGGACCUGGACCUGGACCUGGACCUGGACCUGCUGACCUCUGAGUGACUGAGCUGCAGCUACAGAUCAGUUCAGUAAACUCUGAGCUUCUGUUUCCACUGAACAAACACAUCACUGUUUCUGUUAUUGAUCAGCUGAUCAGACUCUGGAUCCUGGUCCAUCUUUAAACUCUGGUUAAAGUGGUUUACCUGCUGCUUCACCUGAACACUGAGUAGAGUUUGAAACCUUCCAUGAGAAUCAACAGGUUCGUCUGUAGUUAAAUAAACAGCAGGUUUAAUAUGAACUGA
This is a messenger RNA of Lates calcarifer (barramundi perch), 1848 nucleotides long. RefSeq names its product leucine rich repeat containing 57 (gene lrrc57). The record is from RefSeq and is a predicted model, not a curated record. The transcript is spliced from 6 exons. Gene Ontology annotation, molecular function: protein binding. Lineage: Eukaryota; Metazoa; Chordata; Actinopteri; Centropomidae. The coding region runs from base 276 to 992 and encodes 238 amino acids.